Parascedosporium putredinis is the source of this 2925-nucleotide messenger RNA. NCBI's taxonomy places the organism in Eukaryota, Fungi, Ascomycota, Sordariomycetes, Microascales, Microascaceae. The record is from the annotation of a GenBank genome assembly.
AUGAAGCAACGAUUCUCAUCACUCGAUGUCAAGGCGAUCGCGCACGAGCUCUCCCAGAGCAUCGUGUCGCUGAGGCUCUCCAAUGUCUACGACCUCUCCUCCAAGAUCAUGCUCUUCAAGUUCUCCAAGCCCGAUAACAAGAAGCAACUCGUCGUCGACGCCGGAUUCCGCUGCCACCUUACCGAUUUCUCCCGCACCACCGCGGCCGCCCCUUCGGCCUUCGUGGCUCGCUUGAGAAAGUUUCUCAAGACAAGGAGGGUGACGUCCGUGUCGCAAGUCGGAACUGAUCGGGUCAUAGAAUUUGUUUUCAGCGACGGAAACUACAGGCUCUUCCUCGAGUUCUUUGCUGGCGGCAACGUUAUUCUUACCGGCCACGACCUCAAGAUCCUGGCCCUCCUGCGAAUCGUGCACGAAGGGGAAGGCCAGGAGCCACAGAAAGUCGGCUCCACGUAUGCUGUCGAGCAAAGGCAAAACUUCAAUGGUGUUCCGCUUCUCACGCGCGAGCGCCUCUGUGAUGCCCUUCAGACUAUAGCCGAAAGGACCGCAAAGACGGAGGGCGGGGAGGCCAAGAAACGCAAGACUAAGCCCGGAGAAGUCUUGCGCAAAGGUUUGGCUACGACCAUCACCGAGAUCCCUCCGGUGCUCGUGGAACAUGUGCUCCAAGCGGGCCAGUUCAACCUUGAUUCGACCCCAGGCGAGAUUCUAGCCAGCAAGGACCAGCAAGAGCAGCUCCUCAAUCUGCUGCUAGGGGCCCGCAGCUUAGUGGACAAGCCCAGCUACACGCCAGACCCCGACUCGACUGAUCGCCCUCCUAAGCGCGAAGAUUUAAUCUACGAAGACUUUCAUCCGUUCCGCCCCCACAAGUUUGCCAACAACCCCUCCUACACGAUUCUUACCUUUGAUAGCUACAACAAGACUGUGGACGAGUUUUAUUCGUCCAUUGAGGGACAAAAGUUAGAGUCUAGGCUACACGAACGCGAGGCGACGGCCAAAAAGAAGCUUGAUGCCGCAAAACGGGAUCAGGCUAAGAGACUAGAGGGGCUGCAGGAAGCUCAGAUCUUGAGCAACCGAAAGGCAGCCGCUAUCGAAGCCAACAUCGAACGCGUCCAGGAAGCCAUGGAUGCCGUCAACGGCCUUCUCGACAGUGGAAUGGAUUGGGUUGAUGUAGGCAAACUAGUGGCCCGGGAGCAGAAGCAUGGCAACCCUGUCGCAGAGAUCAUCAAGCUUCCCAUGAAGCUCGGCGAAAACACCAUCACCCUUCUCCUCGGGGAGGAAGAGGAGGAUAUAGAGUCUGACGCAGGCUACUCGACCGAUUCCUCUGCUGCCACCGAGUCUGACGAGGAGGACGAAAAGAACGGCAACAAAGCUUCCGGAGCGGCCAAGCUCUCAAUCGACAUAAACUUGGGGUUGACCCCGUGGGCUAACGCUAGAGAAUAUUAUGAUCAGAAGCGCACGGCUGCCGACAAGGCGCAAAAGACUGCCACGCAGGCGGACAGGGCACUCAAGAGUGCCGAGCAAAAGAUCAAGCAUGAUUUGAAAAAGGGUCUGAAACUAGAAAAGCCCAUCAUGCAGCUUCUUCGACAGCCAUUGUGGUUUGAGAAGUUUAUCUGGUUCAUCUCUUCCGAUGGUUACCUCGUCCUCGCGGGCAAGGACGCGCCGCAAAGCGAGAUACUUUACAAGAGGCAUUUGAGGAAAGGCGAUAUUUAUUGCCAUGCCGACAUCGCCAACGCCGCCCACGUGGUCAUAAAAAACAAUCCCUCUACCCCAGAAGCUCCGAUCCCUCCAUCGACCCUUUCCCAGGCGGGAGUCCUCUGCGUGGCAAUGUCGAUUGCCUGGGACUCAAAGGCUGUCAUGGCCGCGUGGUGGGUCAAGGCGGAGCAAGUUUCAAAGACUUUGUCCAAGGGCGAGGUAUUGCCGCCAGGGUCCUUCAAUGAGAACUUAGGUGACGAGGUUGCGCCAGGCGAUUCCAUAGCCAAUGCGACGGUGGGAGCUAUUCGAGAAGGGGAAGAGGGCGAUGGCGAGGGCGAAUCCGAUAACGAAGACCAGGACCGACGCCCGCCUACAAAUCCACUACAGCCCUCUGGCGAUGAUGAAGAGGAAGAUGACGCCACCAACACAGGCAAGAUGGGAGCACUCGAUCUCGAUGACGAAAAGACCCCGGUAGGCGCGACCAGCGAAGGAGAACAGAGCGCCAACGACAACCAGACCCCAUCUGAGGUCGUUUCACGAGUCGUGGAGGGAGAAGAAAAAGAGGAAGAUGAUGCGGAUGAAGUUUCUACAGCAGCAGGCGAAGCGCGGGCAGCGUGGCAAGGCCAAAAGCUUGCUGCCAAGUACAAGCACCAAGACGAGGAGGACCGCCAGGCCGUCGCCAGCCUCAUCGGGUCCACCGCGGGACGGCAGCGCGCCGAGGCUGAGGCCAGGGCCAAGGCACAGCAUGAGGCCGAGCUCGAGGCGCACAGGGAGAGACGCCGGGCCCAGAUUGAAAAGCAGCAGCGAGCCGCCGCCGAGCACGAGGCCAAGCGCCGCAGGAUGCUGGAGGAAGGCCUCGACGUGGCGGGGGCCAACGGCGGUGGAGAUGGAGAGGUGGAAGAUCUGGGCGCGGUGGAAGAAUUAGUCGGCACCCCGCUGCCCGGGGACGAAGUUCUCGAGGCGGUGGCAAUGUGCGCGCCGUGGGCGGCCAUGGGCAAGACCAAGUACAAGAUCAAGCUGCAGCCGGGCAGCCUGAAAAAGGGCCGCGCGAUGUGGCCCCGCGAGGUGGAGCUCAUCAAGGCUUUUAGGCCGGAGGAGGUUGUCAAUGUCGUGCCCGUCGGCAAGGUGAGCAUCUUGGCCCCCGGCGGAGCGGGCGCUACGGGAGGCAAGGGCGGAAAGGGCGGUCAAGCCAAGGGACAGCAGGCCAAAGGCGCCAAGGGAGGCAAGAAGAAAUAG